GCAUUAAACGCCGCUCGAACGUUCCGUCAUGUAGACCAGGAAAUACUCGCGAGUACAAAGCAUUUUACUUUCGAUUUUGACCGUAGAGCGUCGUUCAUUUCUUAUUUGAACAAGUUUAUUAUACAUUUCCCAGCGUCUGAAGGUGAAAUCAUGAGGCUCCUCGUCUGCGCACUUCUCCUCGGUCUGCUCUGCCUCCUGGACCCUUCGACGGCCAAAGAAUCUCCGCCCAAGGUUCAGGUGUACAGCCGCGUACCAGGAGAGUACGGGAAAAACAACACCAUCGUCUGUCAUGUAAGUGGCUUCCAUCCACCAGAAAUCAGAAUUGAACUGCUAAGGAAUGGGGAGGAAAUACCUAAAGCCACGCAGAGUGACCUGGCCUUCGAGGAGAACUGGCACUACCACCUGACCAGACACGCGUCCUUCACCCCAAAGGAGGGAGAGGUGUUCAGUUGCCGUGUGACUCACAUGGGGAACAGGAGGCAAUACCACUGGGAACCAGAUAUGUAAGCUCAGUGCUCCACCUUGCUCCAGAUGAGCGUUAUCUUAAGAAGAUGAAGAAGAUUGGAAUGUUCUAUACCUGUGGACUUCAUUGUGAAUAUUUUAUGCUGCUCCUCCAGUUCAUACACAUUUUAUCUCCCUGUUUUCCCCUUGUCAGACACAGUGGCUCAAAGUUUGAUCUUGGACAGGAAAUGUCUCGUCAGUUGUGAACAUGUGAUGUGGGUGUGGCCUCACAAAAACAACAUGGCACAAACUUUACUAUUUACGGGGAGUGACUUGAUUUGAUUUCAUUUUUAAAAGAAAAAUAUUGGUUCACAGAGCUUUAUGAUUAAAUGUUUUUGAUAAUGAUUGGAACUGUAAUGUUCCUAUGUGCGUUUGAUGCUUCAUCUAUAAAGGCUAAGAGACUUUCAUCUGGUCUGUUCUCAUUAGUUAAUUAAUUUAGAACUAAAGUACAUUGUUCUUUAACUAUCUUUAACUAUGCACAUGCUUAUUAAGAGAGGAUAAAGCUUCUUAUUUUUCAGUUGGGAUUUAUUAUACAGAAUGACUCUGAACCUGAGCACUUGCUUAUAUUGUGUUUAUGCUGUGUUUCUGAGUUUAUCAGCUAGAAACUGGUAGAUCUCAGUUUGACAUCAAAUAUUUGGCUUGUACCAACUGCAAAUUUAUUUUAUACAUUAUGUUGAUCAAUUCAAGUGUUUGGUUUUUUUUCUUUAAAUUAAAGAAAUUUGGAAAUAAA
Molecule: messenger RNA, 1231 nt
Organism: Lates calcarifer (barramundi perch)
Lineage: Eukaryota; Metazoa; Chordata; Actinopteri; Centropomidae
Product: beta-2-microglobulin
Exons: 4
Coding region: 151-507 (118 amino acids)
Biological process (GO): immunoglobulin production involved in immunoglobulin-mediated immune response; peptide antigen assembly with MHC class II protein complex; positive regulation of T cell activation
Cellular component (GO): MHC class II protein complex
Molecular function (GO): MHC class II protein complex binding
Source: RefSeq, a predicted model, not a curated record